Molecule: messenger RNA, 778 nt
Organism: Trichogramma pretiosum
Lineage: Eukaryota; Metazoa; Arthropoda; Insecta; Hymenoptera; Trichogrammatidae
Exons: 5
Coding region: 61-729 (222 amino acids)
Source: RefSeq, a predicted model, not a curated record
UUUGAUAUUGCAGUUUAUAAGUUGAGUAUUAAAAAUAUCCAUCCAUAGUUAAAAUUCAAAAUGAUUCAUUCUUUAUCCUUAAGGUUGAUAGGGGACGUACUGAAUAUUCAUGACUACAAGGUUAAUUUAUUUUCAAAGUGGAUGCUUAAAACCAUAAUUCAAAAAAGCAUCCAAUUCUCAAAUGACUUAAUAGAAGAAGGUUAUUUAAUUUUCAUAUUUUGGAUCUACGAAGAAUUUUCAUAUCUACAAAAUAAUCUUGAUGUGACUAGAAGACAAUUUUUUGAAUUGAUGAACAAAAUUUUUAUGCAAGCCGCAAUUGACAUCAGUAAUGGAAAGCUUUUAAACAAGAAUUUACAGUUGGAAGAAUUUUUCGAAAAUGGGGAAACAGAAAAAUUUGUAGAAGAAUCGACGGACAUAAAAUUUCAAGACGUUUCGCACGAAAUUGUUUUGCAUGCAAUAGUCGAUGCAACUUAUGAGAUAUUCGGAAAUGACACUGAUUAUUCUUUGAUUCAAAUGGCGUUAUUGAAACAACACCAAAGCUAUAAUUACAUAAUACCAUAUUACAGUUUCCGAAAGCCUAAAAGAUUAGGAUCGCAGAAAAAAACUGAUAAUAAGCUUAAAAACACAGAAAAAAGGAUCAGUUCGAUGAAUAAGGGAAAUAGUUUUAUGGAACAAGAAGAGUUUAUUCAACCACUAUCAAAAGCUAUGGACGGUUCACAAGAAAUAUAAAUGCAAUUUUUAUUUUUAUUAACAAAUUCUAAAAUUAUUCCAUGCGGUA